AUGGAUUUGCAGAUGCCGGGCAUGGAUGGGCUGGAGGCGACUCGGAGGAUCCGAGCGCGGGAGAGGGCUCAGGGCGGGGGGCACGUGGCCAUCAUUGCGCUCACAGCGGAUGUGAUUGCCGGCACGCGCCAGCAGUGCUUUGCCCUAUUAGUACGACCUCCUAAAGCCGCCAAGGCCAAGAUGUCGCUGCGACCCGCGUUCGUCCUCGCUGUGCUGCUCUCUCUCACCUGCAGCGCCGUCGCCGGCCGCCAUCUGCUCCAAACUGCCAACACUUUCUACCACGCAACGUCUAGCAUGACCUCUACGGGCAAAAUGACUGCCUCGCUCACGCUGGACGCUAACGUCACAACCACAUACCAAGUUACCAACUUCACGAUCCGCAUUUCAGGUGCACCCGUCUCGUCAGCCACAACAAUCACCAAUCCGAGAGUCUACACCUACGGAACUGGCGCCACAGUGGCCGAGUUCAGCUGCACAUUCACGGCGGAUCUGAGAACCAGCAUUUAUACCUGCAAUGUUGUAGAAAAGGUGUCGCUCACUUACGCGUCCAAGCCAGUCGGCACCUUGAAGGCGCUGAUCGACGCUGGGCUGCUCAAGAGUCCCCCGCCCUUGCUUGUUUCGGUUCAAGUUAGCGGUGUCACGACCAUAAAGGGGACUCUCUCAGCCACUGCGACCAGCUACUGA
Messenger RNA from Closterium sp. Yama58-4, 684 nucleotides. Lineage: Eukaryota; Viridiplantae; Streptophyta; Zygnematophyceae; Desmidiales; Closteriaceae. The record is from the annotation of a GenBank genome assembly.